Molecule: messenger RNA, 1069 nt
Organism: Exaiptasia diaphana
Lineage: Eukaryota; Metazoa; Cnidaria; Anthozoa; Actiniaria; Aiptasiidae
Product: MAM and LDL-receptor class A domain-containing protein 1
Exons: 7
Biological process (GO): nervous system development
Cellular component (GO): membrane
Source: RefSeq, a predicted model, not a curated record
CUCCUGUAGAUGGYCAUUGGGGACGCUGGUCUUCUUGGAGUCAAUGCAGCGCAACCUGUGGACUUGGCACCAAGAAGAGAACAAGACAGUGCAAUGAUCCAUCGCCAGCAAACAAAGGCAAACCAUGUCCAGCAGGAAAAGGCGAAGAACAAAGCAGUUGUCAACUUAAAAGUUGUGGUUUAGGUCCCUAUGAUUGUGAGUUUGAAACUGAUAUGUGUUCUUGGGUGAAUGGUAAAGACAACACGAAUUAUAAAUGGUUUCAUAAGGAAGGCUCAACACCAACACUUAAGACUGGUCCAAAAGGAGGCGUUGGGUUUAAGGAAAUGAACGAAAAUGUGCAAGGUUACUAUAUAUACGCUGAAGCGUCAGCCCCAGCGGAACCAAAUGACGUAGCGAAGCUUCAAAGCAAGGUGUUCUCUGCUGCUGGUGGACAGUGUACUCUGCAGUUUGCUUACAGUAUGUACGGGGAACAUAUGGGAGCUUUGAAUGUCUAUGUUAUUGACGUGAAAACUGGACAAAAGUCCAAUAUAUUUUCAAAGUCUGGUGACCAAGGAGAAAAAUGGCAUAGAGGUCAUGCACCUUUUACAAGCAAACAUGAAUACAAGAUUUCGUUUGAAGCUACUCGUGGCAWAGRWUUUAGAAGUGACAUAGCAUUGGACAAUAUCGUGUUUAAAGGUGAUGGAUGUCAUAUGAAAAAAGACAACUAUAAGAAGUUGGGAUGCUUCAAGGACAAGAUGGACGUCAAUGGCAGACCUUUUCCUAAACUCAUCGCAAACUACAGGGAUACAAUUGACUGGAAUGACUUUAAGACGUCUCUGUCGUCUGUCAUCGACAAGUGUGCUAAAAAGACCAAGGAACUUGGAUACAAAUAUUUUGGAAUCGAGUUUUAUGGCGAAUGUUGGAGCGGUGGUAAUCAUGAAGUGAGUUAUGACAAGGACGGCCCGUCGGACACUUGCUGGAACGGUGUUGGCAUAGCAAGGUCUCUUAUGGCCUAUGAAGUACUUGAAAACUCAGAGGUAGCAUAAGAUUCAUGGCAAUUCAUCGAAUGGAAUGAUAAUAAAUGUGCUUG